This is a messenger RNA of Caenorhabditis bovis, 2406 nucleotides long. NCBI's taxonomy places the organism in Eukaryota, Metazoa, Nematoda, Chromadorea, Rhabditida, Rhabditidae. The record is from the annotation of a GenBank genome assembly.
AUGGCAAACACCCGCUCGAAAAUGGCCACUCAAGCCAACGAAGCUGCACAGUCGGUGCCAUCGCCGGUCAGACAUAUUCGACCUAGCCGAAUGGUUAAAGCUCCAAGAGCCAAAAAUGAGCAGAAUUCGAAUAAAGACACAAUGGAAAUCGUCGAGAAUUGUCUCCAUGAUAAACGAGAGACGAUAGUUGAAAACGAUUUGUACCCAAUUGAAUUAAUACGAGAUAUUAGUCUGGAAAUCCGGCGGAAUUAUAUAGAUGUCUCUAAACAACUCAACGAGAGUAUUAAAGAAGAACUUCAGAGUGACGUCACGGCACUUAUAAACCAGAAACCCGAGUUCUUCAAAGGCCCCCCUCGACCACCAUUCACAAUUUACCGAAAAAAAGGACGUCAGUCCGAUUCAGACCAUUAUGUGACGCCUGUGUGUCUUCCGUCUACCGACGGCUUCCCAGUCAUGUCCUAUUGGGUUCACGUCGAGAGCAAUAUACGAGGAGAGGAAAGCUUGCGACUAACCCAUAUGCCUUAUUUGGACGAAGAUCAGAAUGAUGAUGAUAUAUGCGAAUCCAUAUUUAAAUUAUUUGAAGAGGGAAUUCACGGAUACUCCGAAAACUGGCGAUAUAUGAAUGAUUGGCUUUUGUACGAAGUGUUCAAUCGCGUUUUUCAAAAAUACCAAAAAGAUCGACGCGAUGAAUUCCUCUUCGCCUUUUAUCAAUUAUUCCCUAACAAAUACUCAAAAUCUCAGCUUCCAUUUGCGUAUGAAGAACUAAUAGAAAAAUGGAGAACUGGUGUGAAGAAGGUCAUAACCGAGGGACUCCAGUUGAACAAGUUUUCAUACCCGCCAUUGGCGGCUCUUGAUCCAAACUCCAUCGAAGAGAUGAACUGCUUACAAUGCAUCACAUUCGAUUGUCCAGCUCAUGGAUUCAAUCCGUUGGCUCCGGAAAGAUUCCAAUCUGGCGCAUGGAUUCGCGCGAUACUCCCACUUCCCUCGAGCAAUUCUAAAAAUGCUGCAAAAUGUGGCGACAAGUGCUAUAAGACACUUGAGCGAAAGAAAGUUUUCGAAAUUCUCGGCAUUGGCGAUAAGCCCGGCGAAAAGCUGGACGUCCAUUUCGAGAAGCAUGAAUUGGUUAGAUGUUCGGAGGAACGCGGAAGCACAUUUAUUACCACAUUUUCGUAUACGGGAGAGACCGCCGUCGAUUUUUGUGAAUUCGUGAAGGCGUUCAACAGCGGCGAAAAGCUCUACACAUGCUUACAAGCUUAUGAGCUGGUUCUGGGCUUCUGCCGAUUCCCGUCCGAGCAGAGACUAUUUGCAGACAAACCCAAGAUAAAAGUGCCCGCCACACAAAUGCAAAGAAUGUUUCGUCAUCAGACGUGGUCGAAUGGUAUUGGAAAGAUCGAAAAUGUCCAUCGGCUGAUUCCAUGCGAUCACGAGGGGCCAUGCGAUAAGCGAAACGUAAAAUGCACAUGUCGCAGGAAUAAAGUUUGCACGAAAUUCUGUGGUUGCGAAGAUACGUGUCGAAUGAAGUUCCCAGGAUGUCGAUGCGCACCAGGACAAUGUCGUACCAAACAAUGCCAAUGCUUUUUUGCCAAAUGGGAAUGUGAUCCAGCAAUUUGUAAAACUUGUAGAUGCGAUUCUGUGAAUAUCAAUGAUAAAUCGGUGUGUCGCAACAUGUCGAUAACUCGCGGAGCCCAAAAGAAAAUCAAGGUGAUGACGUCACAAGUCGCCGGUUGGGGUGCGUUCAUCAUGGAAAACGCCGAGAAGGGCGACUUCAUAUCGGAAUACACGGGUGAAUUGGUGUCGUCGCAAGAAUGCGAGCGACGCGGAAAUAUAUACGACAAAUUCAAAACGAGCUACAUAUUUGCACUCAAUCGCGAGCAGGGAAUCGACGCGAACAAUAUGGGAAAUAUGAUUCGAUUCGCGAAUCACUCUGAUAAGGACAGCAAUUGUUAUGCGAAGAUUAUUCUUGUGAAUGGCGAGCAUCGCAUUGGAAUUUUCGCGCGCAAAGAUUUGAAGUACGGCGAUGAGCUCUUGUUCGAUUACAGCUACAACAUGAAGCAGAAAAUGAUGUAUGUUUCGAACGAUCGAUUCGGCAAGAAGAUGAAGUCAAACGGGAAGAGGAGUGCGAAGAAGGAAAAUGAAAGUGAUGAAGGCUCCGAUGAGGAAAAUGACGAAGAUGAAGAAGAAGAGGAGGAGGAGGAAGAGGAGGAAUUGGAAGAGGAUGAGCUUGAGGAUGAAGAAGAGGAGGAAGAUGAUGAAGAGGAGAAGGAUGUCGACAAGACAACAAAAACAUUAUCCGGUGAGCUCGAUUCUGUGGUUGAAUUUCAAUCGAAAAGUGUAGAAAUUUCUGUUAAAGGAACGGCGAAGCGGCGAAAAAUUGAAGAGACGAAAAGCAGGAGGGCGCGUAAUUGA